AUGUGUGGCAUAUGUAUUGACGAAGUGCCGCAAGAGUUUCACAAGGAAAGGAAAGCAGCUGCCGAGCGCAUCCUAGAAGCGGCCGAGCUGGCGCUUCCCACGGUUCAAGCCGUCGUGGCUGACGACGCGACCGACGACCUCAACCCAGAGGCGGUGGAGGUUAUGCUUGGCUUGUUCCAGGAACUCGUGACGCAAGCAAUUGCACUUGAGGAGCGGAUCCAUCCGACCGCUCUCCAUGAAUGGCUGCGGGAGGCCAUCAGCACAGUGGACCAGAGCGCCGGAAGCCAGUGGAAAUUCGUUCCCACGGCGCUCAUGGCAAGGGGCAGGAGCACAACCCGCAGAGGGCGCCACAAGGGAAAGGAGAAGUCUGAGACCUCCCCGGCACCGCGGCAGCAGCCCGAUGCCCAACCGGGCACUCCACAGCACUUUGACAUAUCAGCCC
This is a messenger RNA of Symbiodinium sp. CCMP2456, 442 nucleotides long. The record is from the annotation of a GenBank genome assembly. NCBI's taxonomy places the organism in Eukaryota, Dinophyceae, Suessiales, Symbiodiniaceae.